AUGGCGGAAGUUCAGACCGAUGAUCCGGGCGAAAUCGAGAUCAUGACGGAGCUCAAGGUCACAGCGAAGAAGCCGGCCUCCUUCUAUGCACGUGCCGCGGCGACCUUUCUGCGGGGCACGCAUAGCAAGGAGCCCGUGGCAGAGCUCCGGGUGUCGGCCUUGGGGGGCGCCAUCUCGUCCGCCAUCUUCGUGGCGGAGCGCAUGGAGCGGGACCAGCUGGGCAAGAUUGCUGCGAUUCGCACCGACUACCUGCCGCUGCAGACCAGCAUGUGCCCGCAGCUGUCCAUCCAUUUGCUGCGAGUCCCGCCUGUUGCCGUGUUGCAGCAGGUGGAGAUCAAGCCGGAAUGCGUCGAGGAGUUCCUGAAGGUUGCUACCGCGCUGGCGGAAGGUGCGCGGGCUGACGCGGGCUGCUUGCGCUUCGACGUGCUUCGCUCACAGGAGAGCAGCUGCCAGUUCUUGAUGUACAAGGUCUUCACCAGCGCAACCCUGGAGAGCCAGAAGCAGUCUCCCCAUGCCCAGGCGAUGGAGGCCUUCCAGAGUUCCCAGCCCUUCGUCAGCAACAACGUUCUGCAGACGGAGGCGCUCAACUUUCAGAGCCAGUGCCCUGCGCCCAAGGACAGUCCCAUGGUGAUCCUUUUCACCGGGGACGUGAAGGAGGAAUGCAUUCCGGAGUUUCUGGAAGUCAUGGGCGGAAACUGUCGUGGGUCCCGCGGGGAAGAAGGCUGCAUUCGCUUUGACCUCCUCCGCGCGGGGAACAAGUUUAUGACUUAUGAGGUCUUCGAGUCCAACGAGGCCCUGGAGGUGCACAAGGACAAGGCCUACACCAAAGCCUGGGGGGCCUUUCAGUAUGGAGACAAGAAGCCACUGAUCAGCAAAAGUGUGCAGAAGUUCAAGGUCGUUGAUCUACAAGAGACUGAGCUCUUGUCUUGA
This is a messenger RNA of Effrenium voratum, 930 nucleotides long. The record is from the annotation of a GenBank genome assembly. NCBI's taxonomy places the organism in Eukaryota, Dinophyceae, Suessiales, Symbiodiniaceae.